Grosmannia clavigera kw1407 is the source of this 2313-nucleotide messenger RNA. Its product is annotated as oligopeptide transporter. Gene Ontology annotation, biological process: transmembrane transport. The record is from RefSeq and is a predicted model, not a curated record. Gene Ontology annotation, molecular function: oligopeptide transmembrane transporter activity. The transcript has 14 exons. The coding region runs from base 1 to 2313 and encodes 770 amino acids. Lineage: Eukaryota; Fungi; Ascomycota; Sordariomycetes; Ophiostomatales; Ophiostomataceae.
AUGGCCAUCCUAUCGAGUGUCGAGCCCAUUGCGCUGGACGCCAUAGAUGGCAAAGCCCUGCACGAGAAGACCACGUCCGCGUCGACGCCCUCGGACGGGUCGGAGAAGAUACGGGCCUUUGACGACGACGAAGAAGAGGUGCACGUGACCAAUCCGGAACAGCGCCGGAUCUUGCAGGAGCUGGCCGACAAGGAGGAGCUGAUCCCGACGGAAGCGUUCAAGGCCAAUGUCGACGGCGACCAGUCCCCGUUCCCCGAGGUCGCGGCAUGUGUGCCGAAUACAGACGACCCAACAAUUCCCUGCAAUACUUUUCGAGCUUGGGUUCUGACCACAUUUUGGGUGCUUAUCUUGGCCGGUGUCAACCAGUUCUUCAGCAUGCGCUAUCCGUCUCUCGCGAUCAGCUAUGUUGUCGCCCAGAUUCUAGUCUUCCCCAUGGGCCGUUUGUGGGAACGCAUGCCGCGCUGGCGUGUGCCUCUCGGCAAAUAUUCCUUUGACGUCAACCCCGGGCGCUUUUCGAUCAAAGAGCACGCUCUGAUUGCUAUUGUCCGUGGAGAUGUCCCCGUUUCGACGGCCUACGCCUCGGGCUCACUCGUGGCUAUCAUCAGCGAUGAGUAUUGGGGCUUAGACUACGGGGCUGGCUUUUCCUUCUUGUAUCUUCUCACUUCUCAGUCACUUGGGUUCGGACUUGCAGGACUUGCACGCCGCUGGCUCGUUUAUCCGGCUGCCCUUAUCUGGCCGGCGUCCCUACCAUCAGCCGUUCUCUUUCGCGCUCUGCACGAGCCGCAGGACAGGUCGGCUGUCAAUGGAUGGACCGUAGGGCGGUACCGGUUUUUCAGCUACUUCUCCGCUUUCAGCUUCGUUCUGUACUGGAUUCCAGAUUAUAUAUGGACAAGCACAAGCGCCUUUGACUUUAUCACCUGGAUUGCGCCGCACAACCAGAAAGUCAAUACCAUAUUUGGGAUGAAUUCUGGUCUUGGCCUCUUGCCCUUGAGUAUAGACUGGACCCAAAUCACGUACGCGGGACAGCCGCUUCAAACACCCUUUUACAUCACUCUGCCGCUACUCUCCUCUUCGACUUUUGAUAACACGGGAAAAGCAUACAAUAUUACGCGUGUUAUUAAUUCCGACCUUACAUUGAACGUUACCAAAUACGAAGCGUACUCGCCCAUGUACAUCACCAUGUCCUAUUCGCUCUCAUACGCACUUUCAUUUGCCGCCGUGACGGCCAUUGUCGUCCAUACGUACCUCUACAAUGGCUCGGAAAUCUGGGAGAAAUGGAAGAACGCCAAGAGUGGCGGAGAAGAUGUUCACAGACGCCUUAUGUACGCUUACAAGGAGGUUCCGGACUGGUGGUAUGGCGUUCUCACGAUCGUUGUUUUCGGGCUCGGCAUCAUGACUAUUCGUUACUGGGACACGGGCCUUCCGGUAUGGGGCUUCAUUGUCGUUUGUGGAGGCUUUGGUUUCUUCCUUAUCGUGCCAGAAGGAAUUUUGGAGGGGACAACGAACCAACGGAUCUUCCUAAACAUCAUCACCGAGCUUGUCGCUGGAUAUGCGUGGCCAGGAAAGCCGAUUGCCAAUAUGAUGGUCAAGUGCUUUGGGUACAACUCGGUCAAACACGGCAUGGAUUUUGCCCAGGAUCUCAAGCUUGGACAAUACAUGAAAAUCCCUCCUCGACCUCUUUUCUUCGGCCAGAUCUACGCCACUAUCUUAGCUACGAUGGCACAGACAGGUGUUCUGCGCUGGAUGAUCGGCCACAUCCCUAAUCUUUGCUCUCCAAAGAACACAGACCGGUUCACCUGUGCCGGUGCCAAAGUUGUGUACAGUGCAUCUAUGAUCUGGGGCAGCAUUGGUCCACAACGCAUGUUCCAACAUGGGCAGGUGUAUUCGUCCAUCAUGUACUUCUUUAUCAUUGGUCCAGCUGUUACCGUGAUCGUGUACAUUGCGUACAAGCGCCAUCCACACAGCUGGAUCAGAUACAUCAACGUGCCCAUUUUCUUCAAUGCGGCGGGAAAUAUUCCGCCUGCGAAUACGACACAAUACUCGCUGUGGUUCAUCUUCGGCUUCAUUUUCAACUACCUCAUCCGAAAGCGGGCCUUCAACUGGUGGCAGCGCUAUAACUAUCUUCUUCAAGCCGCAAUGGACACAGGUACGGCCAUCGCAACGAUAAUUAUCUACUUUGCACUAGACUACCACCGCACCACGUUCAAUUGGUGGGGAAACACGGUGGGUUCCAACACAGAUGACGCAAAUUCAGUGCCGUGGUUGAAGGUUGCGAAAGGCGGCCAUUUCGGCAAGGGCCCUGGUCAGUUCUGA